Akanthomyces muscarius is the source of this 888-nucleotide messenger RNA. RefSeq lists its product as uncharacterized. Gene Ontology annotation, biological process: regulation of signal transduction. Gene Ontology annotation, molecular function: protein phosphatase inhibitor activity. The coding region runs from base 1 to 888 and encodes 295 amino acids. NCBI's taxonomy places the organism in Eukaryota, Fungi, Ascomycota, Sordariomycetes, Hypocreales, Cordycipitaceae. The transcript has 2 exons. The record is from RefSeq and is a predicted model, not a curated record.
AUGGCUUCCGCCGUCGACGACUCCCCCGUUCAUUCGCCGCCCGGGCCAGAUGCGCCGCGGCCCAAAGGUAUUCUUAAACACUCUGGCGCGCACAAGUCGCCACCAACCGAUGCGACCGCCUCCAGACCCGUCAACCGCCAGCGUUCCAUGAGCAAGGAAAUCACCCUCGAGAAUACAAGCUUCAACGCCGGCCACCGACGCUCGUCGUCGGCCGCACGCAUCAGCGCUUCCCGUCGCCAGUCGGCCACUAACGAGUCGGCCGAGCCCUCGCAGCGCCUUAAGUGGGACGAGGUCAACCUGUACCUGACGGAGCAGGAGCGCACCUCGACGAUGAAGAUUGACGAGCCCAAGACGCCCUACGUGAAGCAAUAUGAUCCUGCCGAAGACCCGUCCGACGACGAGUACGGAUGGGGCGAGCCCGGAGCCCAACGCGCCGACGCCGAGGCUCCCGUGGAUGGUGCUCAUCGUGGCGCUAAAGCUCCACGCGCGCGCGCUGAGGAUGACAUUCCGGGCCUUUCGCUGGGCGAGCCGGAAGAGGAGAUCCCAGAGGCGCAGGGACAGGCGGCGCGCGCGGCGGCAGGAGCAGAUGCGCACGAUGCUGACGAUGCCGCUGCGGCGCAUGCGGCCUCGCCCAGAGCCCCGUCGGAGAAGAGCGUGCAUUUGGACGAGGACAACGUCGCUGCCGUUGAAGACGCGCUGGUGGGCGCCUCCCCCGAAGAAGUCGAGAAGCACCACAAGUUUGAGGAGCUUCGCAAGAGACAUUACGAGAUGCGUGAUGUGGCGUCGCUACUGGGCAACCCGGAGAUGCUCCCCGACGACGAAGACGACGACGAAGAAGAAGAAAAGGUGGUCCCUCCCGUCCCACGGAUUCCCAACGGUCUUUCGUAG